CGUAAAGGCGACGCAGUCUUGUCAUUAGAUCAUAACCCGUGGUUUCAUUUCCUCCAUGUGUUGUCUAGAUGCAUGCAUGCAUGCAUUCAUUGCCCAACUGUGUGCCGAUUGCGAACGUGUCUCUGGGUUGAUAUCGGAUGUCAAGUCAUUUACUAGGUACAACUUAAUACAACUAAUGCAGUCAAAUAGAAAACGCCUGCAAGAAAUCCUACAUGGCUGACUAGUGUAAAAGUGGUUUUGACUCAACUUUAUUGUCAUUUUGUAUGUGUGAGGUGAUGUUGAUUGUAUUUAGCUACAGUAGCAGUCAAAAGUUUGGACACACCUUCUCAUUCAAUGGUUUUUCUUUAUUUUUAUUAUUAUUUUUUCUACAUUGUAGAUUAAUAUUGAAGACAUCCAAACUAUGAAGGAACACAUAUGGAAUUAUGUGGUAAACAAACAAAUGCUCAACAAACCAGAAUAUGUUUUAUAUUUUAGAUUCUCCAAAGUAGUUGAAUGAGAAGGUGUGUCCAAACUUUUGACUGGUACUGUAUAUUGACAUAUCUUACUCAUAGUCUGUACACCCUAUCUAUAUGAAUAAGGGUAGAAUACUUAUGAAACACUUCUAUCACACAGUAUGAUUUAAACAGGUAAUGUAAUGGAGGCAAAAGGGUAGUUUAGCUAUAUAUUUGACAUUGGUUCUGCAUUAAAGUAAACAUUCACAGUGCCAUUCAAAAUGCUUGAAUGUGAUAUUGUAAAAUAUAAAAGAAGAAAUGAUAGAAUUCAAUUCCUACAACCUCCAAAAUGACUUGCAUUUAACAACCAUUUUAACAAAAACUGAACAUUUAUACCCUUCAUGGAAGUGGGAUUUAUUGGAUUUCUGUUGUAUAAAACUGCAUUAGUUUUUAUCUUGGACCUAAUACACUGACAACUUUACGUAGUUGAUCACAAAACAGAAUGUGAAAAUAUAUCUGCUACAGCAACAUCUAGGCACACGCUACUCUGGGACGUACGUUUCUGGCGCCGUAUGUGGAAGUACAUUCUCUUGGCGAAUCUUUUAGAUCAAAAUGGACCCCGAGAUGGACUCGCAGCUGAAGAUUGGUUUCAUUGGUGCAGGAAACAUGGCCUUCGGCAUCGCAAAGGGCAUCUUGUCUGGAAAUGUUCUCCCUGUAAACGUCAAAGUAAGCGCACCAUCCUCCAGGAACCAUGGUCGCUUUCAGGAGCUCGGGGUUGCCGUCACUCACUCCAACAUAGAGGUGGUCUGCGAGUCAGACGUGGUUUUCGUAGCAGUCAAACCUCACCUGGUUGCCCCAGUUCUCAAUGAGAUCUCACAACACGUCACUGACCGACACAUUAUUGUGUCUGUUGCAGCAGGAGUAACACUGACAACAUUGGAAGAGCUCCUGCCAGAGAAUUCGGUUGUCAUCAGGCUUAUGCCAAAUCUCCCAUGUUUGGUUCAAGAAGGGGCUCUCCUGUUUUCACGGGGAUCCCAUGCGAAACAGGCGGAUGGAGCUCUGCUUCGCUCUUUGUUGCACCGCUGUGGUUUGGUGGAGGAGGGACCUGAGGCCUGGAUCGACAUCCACACCGGACUGAGCGGGAGCGGAGUGGCUUUUGUGUAUCUGUUUGCUGAAGCGCUGGCUGAAGGAGCUGUUAAAAUGGGAAUGCCAAGUGCUCUGGCACACAGCAUCGCAUCCCAAACUGUCCUGGGUGCUGGGAAACUGUUGCGUGAGUCUGGGAAGCAUCCAGCUCAGCUUCGCUCGGAGGUCUGCACCCCAGGUGGAACAACCAUCUACGGGCUUCAUACAUUGGAACAGGGCGGUUUGAGAGCAACCACCAUGAGCGCUGUGGAAUCUGCCACCGAGAGAGCCAGAGAGCUCGGCCAAAAGUCAGCAGCAGGAUCCAAGAAAUGACAGCUGCCUUUUGCCUUUAAUAACCACUCAAUGGACUUAAUUUAAGCCUUACAACAACAACUGACUCUUUGGCUCAAGGUCGACAUGGAACACAAAGACAAAGCAUGACUCCCGUUUCAUUCUCCUUUUAAAGAAGUGCUGUUCAUACUUAUUCUUUUCAUCUUUCAUGUCUUUGACCAGAGGGAUCAGUUGUGAACACAAAUGAACUGUUGGCUAAAUCUUUGACACCGACAAGUAAAUUAUUUGGAACAUGACCAUGUGUUUUCUUUUGAGACAAUGGCUACUUUUACAUGCACAUCAAUAAUCCAAUAUCUAAUGCAAGUAAGGUGUGGCCAAAUUAGAUUUUUGUUGUGGAUAUGGUAAUGAAAAUUAGAUGCACCAUACUUUUCUUUUUUUUUUUUUAAGCCACAUUUAUUGAAGGCCAUGUUGUCCUGUAAGUUUGAAUACAGAGGCAAGCAUUGAUGUCAUAAAGUAAUGUAGAGAGGCUCAUAAACUUUAUCAGUCAUUAAUCAAAAUCUACUCUAUCUUUAAUAGUCCUAAAGCAACUUUUCUAGUAAGCCUUACUAGCCAUGUAUUGAUCUAUUUAAUAAUAUAAAAAAAUAGUAUGUAAAUAUUUAGUCAAAUGAAGCGUACAGUAAACCUAAAUUUAAAGUCUGUUCAGUGGGUUUUCAUGUGUGCUGUGAAUCAGCUUCCUUUGUGUGGUGCCUUAGUCAGAGUUAAGUUGAGGUCUUGUGGACCUGUGCGAUAAUUGUAUCUGGAACCAUUUUGAUAGUAGAUUAUUAUUAUUAUUAUAAAUGUAAUAUUUAGGGGUUU
This is a messenger RNA of Anoplopoma fimbria (sablefish), 2699 nucleotides long. It is a transcript of the gene pycr3, whose product is annotated as pyrroline-5-carboxylate reductase 3. The record is from RefSeq and is a predicted model, not a curated record. Lineage: Eukaryota; Metazoa; Chordata; Actinopteri; Perciformes; Anoplopomatidae. Gene Ontology annotation, biological process: L-proline biosynthetic process. Bases 1044 to 1886 code for a protein of 280 amino acids. The transcript has 7 exons. Gene Ontology annotation, molecular function: pyrroline-5-carboxylate reductase activity.